Odontomachus brunneus is the source of this 2672-nucleotide messenger RNA. RefSeq lists its product as uncharacterized. Lineage: Eukaryota; Metazoa; Arthropoda; Insecta; Hymenoptera; Formicidae. Bases 1548 to 2141 code for a protein of 197 amino acids. The record is from RefSeq and is a predicted model, not a curated record. The transcript is spliced from 6 exons.
UUGAGUAUUUUUGUGAAGUAAAAAAACAAAUGUAACCCUAAUAUGUUCGAAGCUACUCAUCCCGGAAAAGAAAAAAGCGGAAUCACCGUAAGAAGCUUUUCUUUCUAAGUAGAAUAAUUUCGAAAAUCUGAAAACCAUCUUUGUUUCUCUUACUUCGAAAAUACUCAAGGUGGCGAUAGUGAUAUUGAUCUACCCUAUAUAUAUAUAUAUAUAUAUAUAUAUAUAUAUAUAUAUAUAUACACACACACACACACACACACAUACAUACAGUUCUUUCAGAACUAAGAUUUAGUUACUUUAAUUAUACAUUUAAGUCAUUAAACCAGAUUCUAGCAAUUUAAUAUCAAAUCUUGACAGUAGAAAAUGAAAUACUCGUUAACUACUACUAGCUAUUAUUAGCUAGUAUUACUAGCUUGUUCCCAAGAAGAAAAUUGUUUAUGUAACUUUAUAUUUUUUACAUUAACGUUUUUAUCGCUUCAUAAGCAUUAAAUCAAUGAAUCUGCAUUAUUCGGUGAUUAAAACAUGAUUCAUUUUUCAGUUCAAUUACUAGUACCGGCAUUUUUCUAAUAUCCUAUUGAAAUUAUGAUUGAUAUUUAUUGAUUAUUUUAUUUCCUAUUAUUUUUCAAUUGCUGGCAAAACGUUUUGGUAGUUAUUUUAUUGAUUAAUAAAAAUGUAAAACUAAUCGUGCUGUCUUACUAACUCAUUAGGACAUUUACCUUAUGCGACGAAUAUCGAUAGGUGAUAUAUAUUAAUAUAAGUACAAUUAAUAGUUACCAAAUAUUUCGUUACCUUAAUAAGGUAAAUACAAGGUAAUAACAGUUACCAAAUGUUUUGUCAAACAGAACUGAAUGAUACCAAAUAUCCGAUAGUAAUCAUCGAAUACUUGACAACAGAUGUUAAAUAUUUGGUAAUUAUUGCUCAAAUCUUUAGUCCACUUGGCUGCGCUUAAAAGUCCUUUGUACACAAAAUCCACUAUGUAUUUGGUUAUUGUCAUAUUUGGCGUUAGUUACCGAGUUUUUACUAAAAUUCCGUAACUAAAUACAUUUAGCAACAAUUACCAGUCUGUUUUUUUCAGUGUAUGCGCGUGCAAGUGCCGCGCUUUCGUAUGCCCGUACAUUUGAACGCACAAAAAUGUACGCGCGUUGUGUUAUCUGCGAAAAUCCAGUAUGAAAAGUCAUAAUGACUAUCAAUAUAAGGAAAUACUUCAUAUUGCUGAUUACAUGCAUUAUCUGACCUAUGUAUUGAUAAGAUUGGUAGUAUCGGCCCGUAAAUAUCAAAACCCGUACGCAGUACAGUGUCGGGACUCGACUUGGAGGUGGACAUUGGUACCGUAUCGAUAUGUUCGCUUCUGCGACAGUAUAUUUUCGCGCGGCGCUAUUAUGCCGCGCAUAAUCGCUCGCGCGAAACCGCACGAGUCGAUGCCGCGGAAUCGUCGCGUCGAUAAAUCGCGCGUUGAAUUAUGUUGGCGCGAGUGGCGUUUUGAGUAAUCAACGUUCUUACCCGCACGGCUGUGUUCUCCUCGCUCGUCUAUACGCGGCCGUGACAUCAUGAGCCCGUUCUUUUUGGGAUACUUGUACUUUUGCACGGCGAUAACUCUGAUCGUGAGUUUAGAUCCGUCUGAUGCGCACAUCGCCUUCUCGAAGAAAUAUAUAGAAACAUUUGAAAAUUGCACACAAUGUAGCUCUAAACAGAGUAAUUUGCGCUGCACAGAAAACCCUGACGGACCCGGAUGUAUAGUUUGCUAUAAUCAGGUUUGCUGUUUCUGCAACGACUGUUCGUUUUGCUGGCACGCGGAGUGGCAACUGAUAUCAAUGACAUAUAUGAGUAUUUCUAUAUUAUUCUUGCUCGGUAUUACUGGCUUAUUCUUAAUGUACUGCAAAUUAUGUAAUAGGGCCAGGCAGCCAGCGCGCUGUAGGGCACAGCAAGAGCUGAACGGUACUACACGCUGCAACACCGUUGAAGAUUUACGGGAGAGACCACCAUUGUACAGCGAAGUCUGCGGCGCUCCUCCACUCUACACAUCACCCUAUAACAGGGUGUCCAUGCAAGAUGCUCCGCCGAGGUAUCCGGAUACACCAAAAGCUCAGGAAACAUGCCGAUGCGUUUCCGUGCCUGCCCCUCCUGUCGUUCAACACAUAUAACGAUUCUUCUGAAUAAAUGCACGUACAAAGCAACUCUCGUGCGUUGUCUGUAUAUAUAUUGUUCUCAAUAAAACUCACGCCGAUUCAUUUCGGGAAAGACUGCUACUCUGACUCGACUACUCAAGAGACUAAUCGCGCUGCCUGAUACAGUAGGAUAUUAAUUGAAUAUUAUCCACUUUAUUUUAAGUAUUGUAAUUUAUUGUACAGUUUAACACUAAGUAAGUGUUAAUAAUAUAGGCUACUAAUUGGGUAGGAUAUAAUUAAAUCCUGAGACGCUAAUUAGCAUACGGAGAGAGAAUUUUAUAGUAAAAAUUAGUAUGGAAUUUUGUAAAUAAGGGACAUAUCGACACAUUCUGCCUUAAUUUAUUGUCUUUCUGUUUCACAUGUGCUAUUUAUAUUUCCAGAACUGUGUACAAUAUACUAUUAAAGAAUUUAAUAAGGAAUUAGAAUAGCAUUAGUAAUAGUACUACAACUAGAAAUGUACUAGAAAUGAUAAUGUAAAAUAUAAUAAAAGUGUAUUAUUAUAAAAAA